GUUGAUUCCUCGAAGCGGGCAAGUAUUCGGAGGGACUGCGUCUUCGACUGAGACUUUCCGGCGAGAUGGCGAAAACGGCGUCAUUCAUUUUAUCUAUCUUCCUCCUCUUAGGAAGCCUAACUCUCAUCCAGGCGAAGGCGAAGAAGAAUCUGAAAGAAGUGACUCACAAAGUUUACUUCGAUAUUGAAAUUGACGGCAAGCCUGCUGGUCGUAUUGAGAUGGGUCUUUUUGGGAAGGCUGUUCCUAAAACCGUGGAAAACUUCCGGGCAUUAUGCACUGGUGAGAAGGGUGUUGGUCAGAGCGGAAAAUCUCUACACUACAAGGGUAGUGCGUUCCACAGGAUUAUUCCCAGCUUCAUGAUCCAAGGAGGUGACUUUACCCAUGGCGAUGGAAGAGGUGGAGAAUCAAUCUAUGGAGAGAAGUUCGCUGACGAGAAUUUUAAGCUGAAGCAUACUGGUCCAGGGCUUCUGUCUAUGGCAAACGCUGGACCAGACACAAAUGGCUCACAAUUUUUCAUCACUACAGUGACAACUAGCUGGUUGGAUGGUAGACACGUUGUGUUCGGAAAGGUACUGUCUGGAAUGGACGUGGUGUAUAAAGUCGAAGCCGAGGGAAGGCAGGACGGAACUCCCAAGAGCAAAGUUGUGAUUGCAGACAGCGGUGAGCUCCCUCUAUGAUAUUGAUUGACAAGUAGUUUCUUUCCUAUGUGAGCAGUAUCGUAAUGUGCACACUGUCCAGUCCACUCCAGUUUGCUUUUUUUCUUUCUUUUUUUUGUACUGUUUACGGUAGAGUUGGCGCACAACUGACGGAUCCCUUAAUCUAUGGCGGUGGUUUUCCCUCUCUUUAAUAACGUUCGAUGCUCCGAGUUUACUGUUUUUGUUUUUGGUUUUUUUAUAGUCAAUCUCCAUAGCCAUCAUAUGGUAAAUAGAUGAAAAAAUUUUCAGUA
Molecule: messenger RNA, 946 nt
Organism: Momordica charantia (bitter melon)
Lineage: Eukaryota; Viridiplantae; Streptophyta; Magnoliopsida; Cucurbitales; Cucurbitaceae
Product: peptidyl-prolyl cis-trans isomerase CYP20-1
Biological process (GO): protein peptidyl-prolyl isomerization; protein folding
Cellular component (GO): intracellular membrane-bounded organelle; cytoplasm
Molecular function (GO): peptidyl-prolyl cis-trans isomerase activity; cyclosporin A binding
Source: RefSeq, a predicted model, not a curated record